UGAUGCUCUCAGCAGCGGGUUUCGUAUGGUUAUCGCUUGCGACCUAAAAAGCUGCCGUUUUGCCCGUGCAGAGGUAAAAUGACCAGCACGGAGAUCCAGAAUUCGGGAGAGGAGCCCUGCUUUCGCCUGGAGCACCUACCGGGCAAGAGCCCGCACCUAGCGGGCAAGGCGUCUCCGCAGGUGAACAGCCGCUGGGAUGCGCCUCAAGUGACGGCCAACGGGGUCCAUGACAUUGAGGAUCGGAUAUUACGAAUCACUGGUUAUUACGGCUAUAAACCCGGGUACUCCAGCCACAGAAGAGAGGACGGCACAGAAUCACAUGCAGAGACUCCAGUCAGUGAAACAAGUGGAGAUGGCACUGCAUAUCAGACCUGCGUCAACACAGUGCUCAAGGUGCUGGGCGGUUUGCUGGUGGUGCUGUGUGUCUCCUCGUGCUGGGUGGGCAUCACACAAGUGGUCCAGCUCACAUUCAAAUCCUUUUCCUGUCCCUUUUUCAUCACAUGGUUCAGCACCAACUGGAACAUUCUCUUCUUCCCCCUCUACUAUUCUGGGCACAUGGCCACUACCAGAGAAAAACAGACGCCCAUUCAGAAAUUCAGGGAAUGUAGUCGGUUGUUUGGGGAGGACGGAAUGUCUCUGAUGGUGUUUCUGAAGAGAACGGCGCCUUUCUCCAUCUUGUGGACGCUUACUAACUACCUGUACCUGUUAGCACUGAGAAAACUAACCGCUACAGACGUCUCAGCACUCUACUGCUGCCACAAGGCCUUUGUCUUCCUCUUGUCGUGGAUUGUCCUCAAGGAUCGUUUCAUGGGUGUGCGGAUUGUGGCUGCCAUUAUGGCUAUCACAGGCAUUGUGAUGAUGGCAUAUGCUGAUGGUUUCCAUGGGGAUUCCUUUAUGGGUGUGGCCUUAGCAGUCGGCUCCGCCUCCACUUCUGCUCUCUACAAGGUGCUGUUUAAGAUGUUCCUCGGCAGUGCCAAUCUGGGCGAGGCUGCUCAUUUCUUCUCCACAAUGGGCUUUUUCAAUCUCAUCUUCAUCUCCUGUGUUCCCCUCAUCCUGUAUUUCACCAGAGUGGAGCACUGGGGUUCCCUCUCCUCUUUGCCCUGGGGUUACCUCUGCGGGGUGGCCGGCCUUUGGCUAGUAUUUAACAUCCUGGUCAAUGUUGGAGUGGUACUCACGUAUCCUAUUCUCAUAUCCAUUGGGACGUUACUCAGUGUUCCAGGCAAUGCAGCCAUUGACGUGCUGAAGCACGAGGUCAUCUUCAGCGUGGUGCGUCUAGCUGCCACCUGCAUCAUCUGCCUGGGCUUCCUGCUGCUGCUGCUCCCUGAGGAGUGGGAUACGGUCACCCUGCGCUUCCUCACCACCCUGGCCGACAAGAAGACGGAGGAGCACGGCGAGGAGCUCACAGAAUCCAGCGUCCACACACGCAGCCGCAGUAGAGCCAACGGAGCCGUAUCCAUCCCCAUGGCAUGACCUUAGACCUGUGAACGAAUAGCCAGCGAUCAAUGAUCCACCCUGUGGCAGCCUAUGUAAAAAAAUAAAAUAAAAGAGCAGUUUGAUUGUAUUUGUAUUUUGGAAAGACAAAAGAGAAUAAGCAAAGUGAAGAUGACGAAUAGUAUUUUCUUUAAUUAAUAACCAUAACAACAACAAAUCAGAAGAAAUGUCACCGAACAUGCCGUCCUGCUCUUUAAUAGAGAUGACAGCGGAGGCUUGAGUGUUCUGAGAAGAGCGUCCCAUUAAAACAGGGAUAUUUACAGACAGUAUUUUUCUUGUUUUACAGAAGGGAUCUAGCAUUCUCUUCCCUGCCAUUUCUAUGGGAAGAUAUACGCAUCCAUUCCAUAGAAAUGGACUUUCAGACUUUUGUCUCCCGCUGCACGCCAAUCCCGCACCCCUGAACCCCUCUGCUAGCCCCUUCCCAUGGAAUGUAUUCUGUGAAUAUAGACUCUGUCAGGGCCAGUUUGGCUCACUACAUGAAUGCAUACAGAGAUCGGAUAUAUAUGUAUAUGAAAUAUGAGGAUUAUUUGCAUUGUACGUAGUAUGUAAUAUAUG
Molecule: messenger RNA, 2046 nt
Organism: Sinocyclocheilus grahami
Lineage: Eukaryota; Metazoa; Chordata; Actinopteri; Cypriniformes; Cyprinidae
Product: solute carrier family 35 member F4-like
Exons: 8
Coding region: 79-1470 (463 amino acids)
Biological process (GO): transmembrane transport
Cellular component (GO): membrane
Molecular function (GO): transmembrane transporter activity
Source: RefSeq, a predicted model, not a curated record